Molecule: messenger RNA, 3498 nt
Organism: Hermetia illucens (black soldier fly)
Lineage: Eukaryota; Metazoa; Arthropoda; Insecta; Diptera; Stratiomyidae
Exons: 3
Coding region: 107-3250 (1047 amino acids)
Source: RefSeq, a predicted model, not a curated record
AGCUGUAAUAAGUAGACCGAUUUGGUCCUGUAAAUCAGAAGGAAGUCGGCGGAGUUGUUUUAGAGUGCAUUUAUAUAAGUCUGCUGACAAUUUUCAGAUACCCAAGAUGGCAACAGAAACUGGAAGUGAAAUCAUGGAAGCCUUUAGCGCCAUGCAAGAGCAUGAGUCGGAUGGGAAAUGUGAGCGAAUAGAAGAGGCUGUCAUAUUUCUUGGAUGCACCGGAGAUGGCAAAAGUACUUUAACACAGUUCCUCAGUGGGAACAAUCGUUUGCGUUCGGAAGGACAAAAUGGGCAAUUUACUAUUAAUGAUUGUAGUGAUAAAAUUGGCGCUGCUGGAACUACAAUACGUUCACAAACGAUUUUUCCGAAUUUAAUUCCGCAUGGGAACUCGGGUAGAGUUCUGUUGGAUUGUCCAGGCUUUCGUGACACGCGCAGCAGCUCAACGGAAGUCACUUGCACUAUUCUGACUAAGAGAGCUUUGAAGUCUUGCUCGAAGGUAAAGCUGAUAUUGGUUGUAAGCGAAUACGCCGUUAUGGAAGGUGGAUCUCGGAGUGCCUUUCUUGAGCUCGUUAAGCAUUCAUUUGAAUUUGUGAAGAAUUUCGAGAAGUUCAAGAAUAGUGUGGCUCUUUUUGUAACUAAAGUCACAAACGUAGCAAUAACCGAUAAGGCUGGGAACCUUUGCACAGUUUCAGAUCGAGAUAUUGUAAACAACAUUAGAAAGUUUCUGGAAGAAACAAGGAAAACAAUAGAAGGAACAAAGGAUGUAUCUAGUGAAAAAUGCGGUGAUUACGCUAAUGCUGUUUUUCUGAUUGACUUGUUGUUACGAGGCAAUCGUGAUAUUCCUCGUAUUUGUAUACUUCGACGUCCUUCUGCGCUAGGUAGCCUUGAAGACUCGUUAGAUUUACAAAAUUGCAAAUGUUUCAUGAACAAUAUGAUCGAAAACAUUCUCGAUUUUACUCAGAUAAGCGAAGACGAUUUCGGAUUCUCCAUAUCAGCUGAAGCAAAACUCCAGAUUUUUAAAGCGGUGGAAGAUAUCAUUGAAAGAGUUCCAUUGAUAACCGCAAGCAUUAUGGAGAGAAUCGAACGGAUCUAUCACCAGAUUGAAGGCGAAGAUGACAUGGAACAUGUAUCUCAGGUGUUCAAAGAACAAUACGAGAAGUGGAACGACACCUCGGAGAAGUUAAGAUCUUCAAAAUUGGCGCGCGACUUUCUGAAUUGUUUACUGGAUCACAUGCAGUUUUGUUUGGAUAGCUCUCCUUUGCAGUUAACGAAUGAAGACAAAGACGAAGAAAAGGAUAUCAUCAAACUUCAGGACUAUAUUGAGCUUCUAGAGUUGAUGCAAAAGGCUUCUAACGAAGAAUUCCCGACGACAUCAUCGCAUGACAUAAUGUCUACGUUCGACAGAACCUUCAAUGCAGUACGUAAUGCAAACAUUUGGUACGGAACAAUGAAGAAAGUGCCCAAGUAUUUGCAAGCUUAUGAUUGCCAAAGUAGGAGGAACUCUGACGACCUUGCAAAGUUUAUGUCUAAACUUGAAAAAUGGAUCAACGAUCAAGAAGGAACUUUAGUGGAGGCUGAGCAUUUUAAGGAGGAAUUUGCAAAAAUUUGUAGUAAAGAUGUGGUCUACCAGAUAAACUUCGCAGUCAGCCCCUUUAAACUAAAGCAUUUGUGUCGCUUGUGCAAGUUAGCAUUUGCAAAAAAUUCCAUCGAAAUCGUUGGUAAUCGGAUGCGUAUUGCUGGCCGAUAUGUUUUAUUAAGCGAAAUCGUGCCAAAGGUGCAAGAUGAAAUUAAUGAAUUGGACAUUUUCGCAUCUGAAAAACUUUUCAUUGAUUGUGAUUUCUCAGCAGUUGGGCGAAAGAUGCAAAUGUUUGUAGCAGUACCAGAGUGGGAAGUAACUGGAGAGCAGCGCUCAAUUGUCUUAGAUGGUGUUCCCGGAGAAACUGAUUUGGGCGUUUCAAAGAAAGGAGAAAGUCUGGGUAUGAAAGGAAAAGAUGGUAUGCCCGGUUUCCCGGGAGGUUCUGGCGGAAAUUUUUUGGGUGUUUUGAUUAAUUUAAAAAACGCAGAAAACUUGAAAAUCAGUGCCUGUGGAGGAAAGGGUGGUUAUGGCCAAGAUGGAGGCGAAGGUCAUCGAGGAGAGGACGGUACUGAUGCCAAACUGCCAGCGAAUCAAGAAGAACUUUUCAAUAAGAAAUAUUCGUCUGGCGACAAAUGCAAGACAAAGAAUGAGAGGGGAUAUUCUUUCUUCCAAAAAAUACACGGUCGAAGCGCUGAAUUCAAGAUACCGGGGGAAAAAGGCAAGCCUGGUGGAAAUGGAGGGAAUGGAGGAUGUGGCGGUGAAGGUGGUUUUCCAGGGCAGGUGCUCUUUAUCGGGUCUGAUUCAUGUAAUUUGCCAAAGGUAGUUGCGAAGAGGGGCGAUAGGGGGCAAAAUGGGAAGGGUGGUCGGGGUGGUUUGGGAGGGAAAACUGGCAUAUCGAUUGUGGGUUCCAUUGCAACAUCAGGCAUGUCAGGUAUAUUUCACUGGAAAGAUUCGGAGUCAUUUAGAAGUGAAAAGGUUACGUCCGAAGAGGUUGCUGAAAAAGGCUUAGAUGGUAAGAGUGGCUGUGCCAAAACCAAAUCGAUAACACCGGAACCUUGUGAAUAUAAAAACUUUAUACAGCCGCUUGCUGAUUACAUAGGAUGGUUUUCGUCCAAUUUUGAGACGGAAUCCAAAGAUACUGAAUACAUCAAACGCUUGAGAGAAAUUUCUAAUUUUGGUAAAUGUGAACGAAUACAAGCUUUUGCCGAUGAGUUAAUUCAACUAGAAAACUUGAUGGUGGCACAUGAGGAUCGAACUGCGUGUCGAGAUAAAUAUGUGCUGUUGAAGUUAUAUAUUUUGUAUUUUUCCUCUAUCACUUAUAAGUUCAACGCUGAGGAUUUUAAGAUUUUGUGCUUCGUCUAUGUGAUCACAUUAUUUAGACACGCCUCUGAUUUGCGGGAAAUUCCUGAAUCAAAGUCUCAUUUUGUCUCUGAAGUAGCUCAGAAAAUUGUUGCCGGUGCCAGGAAGGAAGAGAAUAACGGCGGACUUACUUACGGUGCUGAUUAUGUAUCUAUUUUUGAGAAUAUAAUGCUUAAACUCCAUCAGUAUGAAGCUUUGGAAUUUGAAAUAGAUAGAUUGGCUGGAGUUUCAUUAACCGCUUAUAACAAAAACUUGGUGAGGGAGGAGGUCCAAAGUUUCAAAGAUAUGAUAGAAGGAAAGCUUGAAAGGAAUUAAUAUCUAAUGUUGAUACUGGACCUAUCGUCGAAGAUGUCGAAAUGAACUAAAAACUCAUUCAGCAAAAAUGAAUUUUCGCAUUGAUUUGCUAUAUUCCUUUUGAUAACAGUCUUCCUUUCCAGCCUAGGGAGUAUUGAAUCCACAUUUAUUAUUAAAAAUAAGUUCAAUAAUUUCAUUUAUUUGCCUUAUUUUAAAUAUUUAACCUUUCAUAAUAUUUAGCGUUUAGCAAAAUGUAUUGCUUUUCUUGA